Messenger RNA from Huiozyma naganishii CBS 8797, 2526 nucleotides. RefSeq names its product Yrm1p (gene YRM1). Gene Ontology annotation, molecular function: zinc ion binding; DNA-binding transcription factor activity, RNA polymerase II-specific. The transcript has a single exon. Gene Ontology annotation, biological process: regulation of DNA-templated transcription. NCBI's taxonomy places the organism in Eukaryota, Fungi, Ascomycota, Saccharomycetes, Saccharomycetales, Saccharomycetaceae. The record is from RefSeq and is a predicted model, not a curated record. Bases 1 to 2526 code for a protein of 841 amino acids.
AUGGAUACACAACACACUCGGGUUGCGAAGCAGCGGCGGCGGAAGCGCGUGAAGUCGUGCCUCUUCUGCCGCCACAGGAAGCUCAAAUGUGAUCAGGCGGUGCCUCUGUGCUCCAGUUGCAAAGUGCGGAACAAGACGGUGUGCAUAUACGCUGACUCGCCUGACGAUGGGUGGAGUCCACUGGAUCUGGAGAGGGAGGCCCUGUGUGGGACCACGGGAAAGGGUAGGAGCAAGAGGACUACGGUGACCGUUGGGGCCGGGACAGGACCUGUGGCGCCUAUAGUGGCUACACAAGGGUUUGAACCACUCAAAGCUGUAGAGCAGUACAUUGUGACGCCGAGGGAGUGGGAUGCCGCAAAGAACUCCUUUGCGGAUUACUUGCACUGCAGGGGUGACGGGCAAAUGGAGCUUCGUGGUCCCCUAGCGGUGCUCACUCUCGUUCAAAGGAGCAACCCAGGGUUCUACAAUAAGUGGCAGCAACUUUGGAACAAGGUAGAUUACUCUAGGGGCAAGUGGUUUGCUCAGCUGGCUCCCAAAUUUGAUCCAUGGACGUCACCGUUCACCACGGGACCAGUGUCCUUAUUGAACGUGUGCCGUGAUUUGCCCACUUUCGAACAAAUCCUCGUCCAGAUCAAUGUAUUCUUCCACGCGUACAACAGUGAGCUGUACUUAACAAGCACAGCUCUGGAUCAACAGAAGGUACUCAACAUAUUUUACAAUUCAUUCACACCGGACAACAGCAGAGUGCUACCGAACGGUGAAAGACCAGUACUCAUGCUUAGGUACGACCAGGGUGGGAACUACUACAAAGUCGGGAUUAUACUCAUGAUUUUGCAACUCACUUUUUACCACUACCAAGUCCCGGAAAGCAUUCAGCGUGUCUCUAAGCAACUGGUAAGUGCGGACACAGAUGGAAUCUUCUACAUGGAGAGACUGCAGUUUCUCCUACUGAGUUGCCACUACCAGCAAGUCUUCUUCCUGCAUAAAUUUAGCGGCGAUAGCUCCACUAUGACAAACCUCAUCAGCCAGCUAACUGCGGGGGCUGUAUCGAUGGGGUUACACAAAAACAUUUCAAAGGUGUACAAAGGACAGGAACCCGUCGUAGGGAACCUUCGAAGCAUCGAAAAUCUGUGGUCAUGGAUCCUUCUCAGCGAUCUGCAAUACAGCCUGCAUUUCGGGAAACCGCUGACGCUCACUAGCGACACGUACGACUACCCAGAAACUGGUGUCGUUAGGGGCGGUGGUACCAUUCGUACCCCAGCCCCAGACGCCAUGACAACCGUGGUCACAAGUGGCACGAACCUACAGGAUCUAACAAAGGAUUUCAACUUCUACAGCAGGUUGUCAAGGCUCCUCAAACUGGCAAGACCCAUUUUAACCAAUAUUCAUAACAAGCGCUUGUCGCCAUCGCAUCUUCCGACGGAAGUUGAAAGGGUACUCGAGUUCAUCGAGAGGGAGUUCCCCAACCUGUCUCAGUUCACUAGGGAGUCAACCUCAAACGUUACCGUGUCCAUACACGACUACUUCAUACUUGGGAUCGCGCUCACGCUCGUCAUCUCGCUGAACGCACUGUUCACAGUCACAUUCGAAAGCAAACCACUGACUUUCAACAACGAUCAAUUCCAAACAUUGCUCUUCUCCCUCAACUUCGUGAAACAUCUGUUACUCAAGUGUCAAAGGAUGGACCAAGAGAGGUUUGGGUCAAACAAAAACGCACAGUAUACAUUAAAGUACCUGCCGAGUUCCACAUUUACAGUGCAGGGAUUAUGGCUCCGAACGAUAGGGACUUUCCAUGCAUUCAUGUACUGGAAGAUCACACACUUCUCUCAGGGGGUUUACUUCACCUGCGAUUCCGUGCAACCGAACUGGCCUGCGGAUAACCUACGGCCGGUCAAUAAGGGUACCGUACUCAACCUUAUGACUUGCUACCACGCGUACAUACGCGCGAUGCAGCACCUUGCCCUCGAUGGGCGUGGCAAGGCGAACAGUCUGAGGAACUUGUUGGACCAAAUACCGUACUACUCGAAAGUAAUGGCCAUGGAGAACGUGCUACGGACGAUAGUCGAGGAGGCCAUUUCGUACAGAAGGGAGGCAGAGUCUAAGAGGAUCAUACCGGCCAAAUACGGGCUGUUCACGUCGUUCAUGUUGAAGGACCCACAACCAUCACGGAGGAACGACCCGGCAAGAUACGACCCGGAGAUGAUCAAGAACGCGUUCAAAGAGUUCCCCACGACAUCGCUCGACAAAGACGUCCCACGGGUGGGUUCACCCUUUGGGAACGGGUCGAGCAGCACGAACGUGAGCGGGAGACGAAGCAGUAACAGUACAAGUGGAGGUGUCGGUACGGGUAGCGCGGGUAGCACAGGCGGAGACUGUAGGAUCUUGGCGGAUGCCCCAGGUUCCGAUGCGGACUCGACGGCACCGGGACAAUUGGACCCUUGCAAUCUACUGGAGGAAGAGUUCUGGUCUAACUACAACGUUGGAUGGGAGAAACUGCUGGACAGCACGGACACUCUGCAAAGGUGA